CAUCCCCUGCCAGAGAACCCACCCCACCGCCACCUCCACAACCACCAAGGGUGCUGCAAGAACAAGCCCUUAAUGCCAUCACAGAUGAAUGGGAGCCCAGGUUGUUUCCAAGGAAGAAGGGUUGGGAUUUCUUUUUGAAGCACAUAAGGCGAAAGUUCAUUCCAGAAAGGGGAAUCGUUAUGGUCACCAUGCUAUGCAAAAGGGCAGGGGUGACCUUCCUGCACACAGACGCAGAGAGCAACUUGCAGCAACCAUUAAGGAUGCAUAAGUUGGAUCAGAAACCCCCUGGUGCCUCAUCCGCAGGACAAACAACAUCCACUCCCACUCCAACUGGACAGAUGAGGCAGAGGGAUUUCAACAAGCAGACCAG
Messenger RNA from Oldenlandia corymbosa var. corymbosa, 370 nucleotides. Lineage: Eukaryota; Viridiplantae; Streptophyta; Magnoliopsida; Gentianales; Rubiaceae. The record is from the annotation of a GenBank genome assembly.